AUGUUCGAGACUCUGUUAACAUUACUUGGUAAAGCAUCUAUGACCAGUAAUUAUUACGAUCAAAUUAGGACUAUUUGUCAGCAGAUUGAGAUUUUGAAGUGGCUUUUGACACCGAUUCAAUUUACGCCCAUCACUCAUUUUGACCCAAAAGUUCACAGAGUAGAUCAAAAAGCUAAAUUAUAUCUCCAACAAGCAUCUUUGGAUGUUCAAAGUAUGAUUACAAUCGAGGUCGCUGCAGAUGGCAAUUGCCUUUAUAACUCCAUCAUAUACUUGAGUGGAAAUACAUUAUCAACACCUAGCGAGCUGAGAGUGCGAAGUUUAAUCGAACUUGUCAAGGAUGAAAACUUCUAUCACAAUCGCUUUGCUCAUAUUGUUGGGCCAGUUAAUGAAGCCAUAAAAAAUAUCGCUCGCAAUUUUUCAUUCUCGGAACUUUAUGAAAUUGCUGCAUUGAGCAAUGUUCUCAAAUGCAACAUACAGAGUGUAUAUCCUACAAUUGCUUAUCGUUCUGAUCUAAACAUCAUGAAUAAUACUUUUGAACAUGCUCAGUGCAGCAUUGCGUCAGAAACAAUUUGUCUAUUUUGGACACAUACCGAAAGCGAAAUCGAGGCACGUAGAAGUAAUGCUGGUAACUGGUCGCCUAAUCAUUUUGUGCCACUUUUGCUUCCAUCAGACAAUUCUCAGAGUCAAAAUCACCUUCGUCAAUCGAAAAUCUCUGGUUCAGCCUCGACACCAACUAAGGCAACAACGAAAAACAAUACACUAACUCAAGUACGCCUUCCUGAAUUUAAUGCGGACGAUAAUGAAAUGCAACCAUUUCAAGUGCCAUCGACAGUUAUCACGACAACCAACGAAAUUACAACUCCUCGCACCAAGCGUCGACUGCGACUAGCGGAGACUUGUACUAGCUUUGAAAGUACAAUUGUCGAACAGAAACGUAUGCAAGCCCGUGAAAGAAUGGCUGCUAAGAGAGUUGCAGCUACAUCAGAACGAGCUCUUCUAACACCAGAUGAAGCCCAACAGCAGCGAGCAACUAUUCGUGAAAUAAAUGCAGCACGAAGAGCUGCCUUAACACCAAAAGAGAUUGAACAACAACGGUCACUUGCCGUUGACAGAAGCAUGGCUAAACGAGCCACUGCGACGCCGAUAGAAGCUGAAGAACAGCGAGUACUAGCUCGCGAGAGAACUGCCACCAGAAGAGCUGCCCGUGUGUCAGAAGAAGCCAAGCAACAACAAACUGUAGCUUACAAGACAACGCGUCUUCAGAAAACUGUCAAGCAGAAGCAAACAGUAAUGAAAAGAAAACCAAAUCAAGAUGCCAACGUUGAUUGGCCAAAGCCAGUUGAUAUGGACUGCAAAGUUAACUGUUUGAAGAACUUCAUACAGCACAUGUCCAUGGAUUCUCUAGCGGAGAGUGUAUGUGGCAUCUGUAAUAUUCGUCGCUAUAAGCGUGAGCUUCGUCAUGUACCUUUAAGUGAAAUUCCAUCGAUUGAAUUACUCAAGAUACAUCCCGAUCUUCACAACAUAAUUCCAAAAAUUCAGGAGAUUAACAGCUUCAAUUCAAACGACAGCAAUGUUCAAUCGUCAACGAAUAAUCAAUCAUUUACUUGUAUAAAUGGUAUGUUUUUCUAUGAAGCAGGAUUAUAUAAAACUGUUGAUAGAAAGAAACGCUCCAUGAUUCAUUGUGACGUUUGCAUGGAGUGCUGGUCAGCAUUGACGAAAGAAAAAAUACCCAAGUUUUCAGCUACCAAUAAAUUAUGGGUGGGAGAUAUACCAAAACAACUACAAGGACUAACCAUUCCUGAACAGAAACUUACUGCUCUGUACCGACACAAUAGUUGCAUUGUGAAAUUGCAGUCCCCUUUUCAUUCGACCAGCACAGCUCAGUCAGCUUUAAAAGGAAACUGCAUAAGUUUUCCGCAAGAUGUUAUUAACAUAACUACUACUUUACCAUUGGAAUUAGAUGAUUUAUGUGACUCUCUAAAAAUUAUUUUUGUCGGAUCUCGCAUGCCACAAAGAAGCCAACUAAAACAUAUUUUGACUGUUCGAAAAAAGAAAAUUUAUGAUGCACUCCAAUGGCUUAAUCAAAACAAUCCACUGUAUCGAUACAUUACAAUUAGUCAGUCAACAAUCGAUAAAUUACCUGAUGACGAUGUGCCAGAGUCAAGGGGGAAAAAGGUGAUUUAUGAUUUUGUGAUUUAA
Molecule: messenger RNA, 2199 nt
Organism: Rotaria socialis
Lineage: Eukaryota; Metazoa; Rotifera; Eurotatoria; Philodinida; Philodinidae
Source: the annotation of a GenBank genome assembly